Phaeoacremonium minimum UCRPA7 is the source of this 2082-nucleotide messenger RNA. Its product is annotated as putative peroxisomal copper amine oxidase protein. The record is from RefSeq and is a predicted model, not a curated record. Gene Ontology annotation, biological process: amine metabolic process. Gene Ontology annotation, molecular function: quinone binding; primary methylamine oxidase activity; copper ion binding. NCBI's taxonomy places the organism in Eukaryota, Fungi, Ascomycota, Sordariomycetes, Togniniales, Togniniaceae. Bases 1 to 2082 code for a protein of 693 amino acids. The transcript has 6 exons.
AUGGGUUCCGUUCCGGAGGCGGUGCCUCACCCGUUCGAUCCUCUCUCCCUUGCGGAGAUUGAGACUGCGAUUACCACGGUCAAGAAGGCCCACGGCGAUGUCUUCUUCAAUGUGGUCUCGCUGCACGAGCCGAGGAAGGCCGAGAUGAUGACAUGGCUUGCUGACCCCGAAAAUACGCCAAGACCAGCCCGUGUUGCCGACAUAGUUGUCAUCGCACCGGGCGGGAAGGUGUUCGACGGUCUCGUCGAUCUCAAGGAGGUGAAAAUUGUGAAGUGGGAGCAGAUGGACGGAGUACAGCCCAUUAUUACUCUCGAGGAGCUUAUGGCCGUCGAGCACAUCUGCCGUACCGAUCCUAAGGUAAUUGAGCAGUGCGAGCUCAGCGGAAUUCCUAAGGAGGACAUGCACAAGGUCUACUGCGACCCCUGGACCAUUGGAUACGAUGAGCGGCACGGAAAUGUAGUACGCUUGCAGCAAGCGUUGAUGUACUACCGGCCGAACUUAGACGACUGCCAAUAUCAGUACCCACUCGACUUCUGCCCCAUCUAUGACGCUGGGAAGAAAGAGAUUAUUGCUAUUGACAUACCGAAAAUUCGUCGUCCACUGAGUAAGGCACCACCCAUCAAUUAUCAUCCCGCAGCCGUCGAGAAGGAGGGAGGCUACAGAAACAACCUGAAGCCAAUCAACAUAACUCAGCCGGAAGGUGUUUCUUUCAAGUUGACGGGUCGAGAAAUUGAGUGGCAGUCAUGGAAAUUCCACAUUGGCUUCAACUACCGGGAGGGCAUUGUACUCAACAACAUCACAUACAACGACAAGGGUACUGUGCGUACAACCUUUUACAGACUUUCACUAGCAGAGAUGGUCGUUCCUUAUGGACAACCAGAAAGCCCCCACCACCGAAAGCAUGCUUUCGACCUCGGCGAGUAUGGAGGUGGCUACAUGACCAACAGCCUUAGUUUAGGCUGCGAUUGCAAGGGGGCAAUUCAUUAUAUCGAUGCACACUUCCCAACCCAAGCAGGUGGAGUACGGACGAUCAAGAAUGCAAUCUGCAUUCAUGAGGAGGACGACGGCAUCUUGUUUAAGCACUCUGACUUCAGAGAUGACUCUGUGAUUGUGACAAGGGCUCGUAAGCUGAUCGUGCAACACAUUUUCACUGCUGCCAACUACGAGUAUGCUAUCCAGUGGGUUUUCCAUCAAGAUGGAACUAUCCAGCCCGAGAUCAAGCUUACGGGUAUCCUCAACACAUAUGCCCUAAACGAGGGCGAGGACACCGAGGGCUGGGGAACUCAGGUAGCACCUGGGGUGAAUGCACACAACCAUCAGCAUCUCUUCUGCCUACGUAUCGACCCCAAUAUUGAUGGGCCGAACAACACUGUAUAUAUGGCGGAUGCUGUUCCUUCAGAUGAGCCGGUGGGCAGUCCGAAGAACUACUACGGUAACGCCUUCUACGCCAAGCGUACAAAGCUUGCGACGACUGGCCAGUCUAUGACAGACUAUGAUGGUACAACGUCACGAACUUGGGAUAUGGUCAAUGAGAGCAAACUGCACCCUUGGAGCAAGAAGCCUGCGUCAUAUAAACUCGUCAGCAGAGAGGCACCGCGUUUGUUGCCUAAGGAGGGAUCAUUGGUGUGGAAGCGAGCUGGCUUUGCCAGGCACACUGUUCAUGUAACGAAGUACUCGGACGACCAACUUUGGCCUGCAGGCCGCCACGUCCCUCAGACUUCGGGUGAGCCAUCGAUGGGCUUGCCUGAGUGGAUUGGCGAUGGCACGGAGUCAAUUGAGAACACAGACAUAGUACUGUGGCACACAUUCGGUGUCACCCACAUCCCGGCGCCGGAAGACUUCCCCGUCAUGCCAGCCGAGCCCAUUACAUUGCUCCUGCGUCCACGCAAUUUCUUCACAAACAACCCGGUUAUGAACGUGCCGCCCAGCUACUCCAGUACACCCAGCCAGGUGCUUGCGAAGGGCGAAGGUGUUGUAAAUGCAGCGGAUAAGAUGUCCAAACUUGCUUUCGAGAACGGAGCCAAUGGUUCAAACGGGGCGAAUGGGGGUUCAUGCUGCUCCAACGGGGCGAAUGGACACUAA